AAUAGAAAAACACAUAAAUUCAUAGUUUGAAUGGAAUACGUAUUGUAAAUUUCCUAGAAUUUUCCUUUCCAAAUCGACCCCAUAUUGCUUGCAAUUAUUUAACACUAAUGCGACAUUGACUUCAAUGAAAGUAGUAUUAUUUGGCAACAAUAAGUAACUUGAUUGAAAAACAAAAAAGUAGAUUCGAAAGUUUGUUUGGUUUGGUAUGACAGAAAAUUGCUCUUUAAAUUGUAAUGUGAAGUAUAUUUUUUCUCAGCUAUCAAAAACUUUUUUUUUUCACUUUGAUAUUUUUCGUAUUGAAUAUUUUAUGCAAAUUGUAUCUUUAUUCUGUGUAACCAGAAGAUGCAUUCUGUCAUUCCUGCAAGUUUUGUUUCCCAAGCCUCUAGAAGGAAUAGUACUGAACGAGAAAGAAACAUUAUUGCUGCAAUAUUUAGUGCUAAAGUUAUAGUAUUAUUAAUAAUGGCUUUAGCUCUUCCUAAUUGGUAUUAUCUUAAAGGUGGUGGAUGUACUCGACAAGUUCUUGGUACAGAACAAUUUUUUUAUGUUAGUUCUGUUGGAACUUUAACUGUUCCUGCUGAUGGAGGAAAUAUUUCAUAUUCUAAACUAGCAUAUUAUGGAUUAAAUGAAGAUAUGAAAGAUUGCCUUACACCAGAAAUUGUUGCUGUUCAAAGAAUUAUUAUUGGAUUAUGCUUUAUAACCAUCUUCUUCAGUUUUUCUCAAUUCUAUUUUGACAUAUCUGGUGUGAAAAAUAAUUCUCUCAAGUGUACCAGAAGAUGUGGACUUGGGAGUAUUUUAUCAGUGAUUAUGAUUGUCAUUAUUAUUGGCCUUUGCUAUUAUGUAUCUGACAUGAUGGAACAACAGCAAGAACUUACCAAGUUAUAUCCUGCUACAAGAGUUGAAGUUACAUUUGGUGUUAGUUAUUAUUUAAUUGCUACUGCUGGUGUUGCAGCAGUUUUAGCUGCAGCUUCAAACCUUUUUCGCUGUGAUCAUUUGUCAGGAAGUGCAGAUCUUUCCAUGUUAGUAGACGACAAUCAGGAAGAAGAGACAUUUUCAAUUGCCUUGCCUCAUUCACAAUCAUGGUCCCAUAUUCAUCAACACAAUGGUGUAUGUAUAAGCAAUUUACCUCCUCCUCCUCCUUAUUCACCAUAGAUAUCAGUGGUGGAUGGUUUAAUGUGAUAUUUAUAUGUUAUCAGUCAUACAGUCAUACCUUUGCAUUGGUAGCAGACUGUUUGGUGUAUUCAGAAAACUGUGAUGUUUAAAUAUAUUCUUUAUUGUAAUAUUAACAUAAUUUUAUGAUAGAUGAUGUCGGUAUCUUAUUAAAAUCAUUAUGAAUUGUUAAUUUUUGCUUGAAAUUCUAUAUGAAAAAUGUAUUCUUAAUUCUUUUCAUUUUCUCUUACUGAACAAAUUGUUAAUUCUCAAAGAGAAAAAAAUCAAUAUUUAUGUUUUUUUAAAUUUAACAGAUAGAGAAUUUGAUAUUCAUAUCCUUCUUCAGUGAAUGUGAAUCUCAACAUUGAUUAUUUGAUGAAUGUAUUUUUAUUUUGAAUUUUCUGGCCUUAGUUAAAAAUUAUGAACUCAUUACAUGCUUUGAAUUCAGUACAGGCAUAAAUAUAAUAAAUGAAAUCUUAAUUGAAAUUUUAUUAUUAUGUCCUUAGUUUUAUGAGUUUUGCAUAAAAGUAAUAUUUAUAACACAAACACACACACAUAGUAUGUCCCUAGAGUCCCUUGCCUUCCUCUUAACUCAUCCUCAUGCUCUUCAUAAAAAUGGUGGCUAGGUAUAGUAAAGUAGCCAUGUGCUACUGAAUGAAAUAAUUCCGGCGCUGCCUGAUGAAAAACUGCGAAGUUUGCAUUCCUAUCUCGAAAACAGAAUGAGAUAGGGGGAAAAAGUGAAAUACAAAGAUGUAGAGCAUCAUCCAUUUAGUACGAAAAGGCACCUUGUGGACAUGCGAAGAAUAAAAAAGUUAAAAUGCGCACUUGUUCUUUCGUGAUUCCCUAUAUUGUGAAGUGACAAAACGAUUUGAGAAGAGGGGGGACUAGUUGUAAUAAUAUGUCUUUAUUUGAAAUAUUCAAACCUCCCACCGGCAGCUGCAAUACACAUUUGGAUCCUCGUUUAAAUUUCACAUUGUAUACGUUGGAGUAUAGAGGGUGACACACACAAGCGUCCGUAAUGCGUCCGUUUAGCACAAGCGUCCGUAAUGCGUCCGUUUAGCACAAGCGUCCGUAAUGUGUCAUAUAAGACCCUGCUAUGUUUGUGGAGGGGUCGCAUACAACUGCUGUUUCAGGUAUCUUUACGGGAAAAAAAAAAGUCCAAUGGAGUCGGAUCAGAUGAACGUAGAGGACGAUCUUCGAAACCGCCAUACCCAAUUAUUUGACUUCCGAAUUCUUUGACGGUAUUGCUUCAUUGGAGAUAUCUUGUAAGCAGGCGCGCCGUCGUGUCGAAACCAUAGAUUCCUAAGAUUAAACAAUGGCAGGUUCUCCACAAAAUAGAGUAUUACGCUUUGUAACAGUUGUAAGUAUUGGCAUACGUUAGCAUGCCAUCGUAAAAUAAUGUAUCUAUCAGCUUGUUAUUGUAAAUUGCUCACCUAAAGUUAAUAAUAAACUGCGUUUGAUGCCGAAUAUCGGUGAAAUAUCUAGGAUUUUCCUACGCGAAAAAGCAAAUGCCAGUUUAAACCAUUCUAUUUUUCGUAUUAUUGUUCGCAAGCUGUCCUUUCGCAUUAAAGCAAGGAUGUUCUACAUCUUUGUAAAUCACUUUUCUUCCAUAUCUCGUUUUGUCUUCGAGAUAGGAAUGCCAACUCCGCAGUUUUCAACCAGGUGGCACUGUAGGGGGUUUCAUUCAGUAGCACAUGGCUACUUUUACCUAGACUCCACUUUUUUUAUAGCAGCAGCCGUUCUAAACUUAAGAGGGUAGCAAUGGACUUUAGUAGGCAUACCCUCUCUCUUUCUAAUAUUUUAUCUGUAAGUAAAAAGAGAGCGCUGCUGUAUAGUAAUUUAAUUUUAAUUAUAAUCAUGUCAAUUCAAUCAUAUUUUCUUAAAGAUAAUUAAUUGAAAAUUCAAUUACUAUUAUUUUAUUUAAAAAAAUUUUUUUUCUUGCUUAUGGAACAUAAUUUUUUAUUAGACUGCAUUUCUAUUACUGAUAUUACAUGUUAAUUGACAUUAUUUGCUUAUUGUUUGUUCAGUAAAUUUAUUUGAAUCAAAGCAUAAGAUGUACAAAGAUGGAAAUGAAAUGCACCAUUUAUUAAUAUUAAUUAAAAGACGAGUUGAAAUAAAGUUUUGAAUACGUAUUUCAAUUUAUAUGUGUAUGUUUGUUAAUAUCUGCAGUACAUUAAAGUUCUAAUCGUCAGAACUUUGCAAAUACCAGUUUAGGAUUUUGUGGCAUUUAAAUGAAGCAAUUAAUAAAAGGAAUUAGUUUCUAACCAUAAUGCAUUUAUUCCAUCCCCUUGCUAAAAUUACGAAAUUUCUUUUUAUUACCUGUUUUAGCUCUUUAUUUUGAAAUCCAUUAUGCUUCAAAUUAAUAUUUUUUUAAAGGUUGCUUUGUAAGAUGUUGAAUGAUUUUGUUGAUUGUUGGUUAAAUUUAUUUAUUAAGAAGGUACUUCAUUUUGUUUCGUGUAAGCAUAAUGGAAUUCAUCUUGAUUACUCCAUAAUUGGUAUUUUGAUGAGGCUCUGCAGUGUCUGCACUCACAGCUGCAGCCGUCUAGUGACUAGUUAUCUAGCUAAACAUGCAUAAGUUUGCAUAAGAAAAGUGCCAUUUGAAAGAAUUAAAGUUGAAUUUUUCGAAACUAUAAAUUUGUCACAUAUUUGCUUCAUUCGUGUAUCUCUACUUAUCCCUUCAAUUAAUAUCUGAUAUUAGCAUUGAUUUCUAAUAUUCUGUUUUCUUCUCAAAAACCUUCUUUUAUUUCCAACAAAGCUGCAGAAACGCAAAAUAACAUAACAUGCAUAUCAUUUAUCACUUUUCUAGAGUGAUUUCAGUAACAAAAAUGAGUCUAUGUUUAUCUCAUUUUAUGUAACAAAUGCUAUAUGAUUCUUCUUUUCACCUACCUGUUCCAUUGUUUCUCUUAAAAUUUUAGACAUCCAGUUUUACUAGCUGCUUUGUGGAAAUAAAUGUUGUUGUAUUUAUUUAAAAAUUGUUUUAAAAUUAAUCACUGUUAUUUUGCACUCAUUUCUGUAUUCUAAAUGGGUAUGACACUAUAUUGCAUUUUAUCAAAUAAAUGUAUUUCAUUGGUGUCGAUUUAAACGAAGAUUGAACUGUAAAUAAUUAUUAGUUUUGCUAAUAGGAAAUUGAUUGAUAUAAUAUUGAAAUGCAUCAUACAGUUUUGCUUGACAAAUUUUUUGAGCAGUGAAAGUCUGGUGAAAUGAAAGCAAAUGUUAUUUUUUUAACUGUUUCUUUCUUUCAGCUGUUAGUAAGAUUGUGCAUAUUACAUAUUGUGCUGUAGUUAUUAUAGAAAAUCUCUUGUAUCUGAAAUAAAAUAAAUCCGAAUUCAUUAAAAAAGUAAUUUGUUUUUCCUGCAGAUAUACACAUUUAAUUUGAAUUGCUAAGGCUAAAAUACUCUUGUCUAUACCAAGUGCCCAAUAAGUGAGGUUACUUAGUAAUAUAGUAAAUAGAAAUAAGAUAUUUAGUCUAAUAUUAUAGUAUAUUUAUUAGCCAAGUAUAUAUUAUUUUAUUUUGUAGAUUCAUGCAUUCAAAAAUAUAUGUAUAUUCCAUCUUAUGUUAAAGAUUUAAAAUAUUUAAAGCAUAUCUGUUAUAAAGAUUUAAAAUAUUUAAAGCAUAUCUUUUAAUGGAAAUAAUCAAAGUUUCUAUUGUGAACUUUGUAUAUAAAUAGGAAUUUUAUUCCGUUAGAUUUGUACUAUGAAAAGAUUUUUUGCUCCUGUUCAGAUUCAAAGAGAUUUAAUAAAAUCUAAGAAUAUGCUUGAAUAUUUAGAAAUAUUUUGAAAGGCAUGCAUUUUAUUUUUAUUAACUGAAAUGUAUAUAGCUUUGAAUUUCCUGCAUUUAUGUGUUUAUUCAUUGAUGUAAACAGUUGAUUUAUAAUAUUUGAGCUAUAUGUGAUAUUGUUAUUAAAUAUGAAAGAAUACUUUUAAAUGUGUAUUUUUUUAAGUAAAACAAUGUAUUUACCUGUUUCAAGUGGACAGUUUCAAUGCUGAGCAUAGUUUGUCAUAUUAUAACAAGCUUUACUUCAGUCUUUUAAUUUAAUGUAAAAACUUAAAAAAUGUAUAGAAUGCAAUUUGUUAUUUUCUCAUUCUAUACAUAAAUAUCUCUUAAGGUAAAACAUUAAUGUGCAUAACCACACAAUAUGUAUAUUUUUUUACAAAUUCUAUUUAGAAUUGUAUAUUUGUCAAAAUAAAGCCUUCUAUUUUGUACUGCU
Argiope bruennichi is the source of this 5354-nucleotide messenger RNA. Its product is annotated as transmembrane protein 127-like. The record is from RefSeq and is a predicted model, not a curated record. Gene Ontology annotation, biological process: negative regulation of TOR signaling; negative regulation of cell population proliferation. The coding region runs from base 343 to 1149 and encodes 268 amino acids. The transcript is spliced from 5 exons. NCBI's taxonomy places the organism in Eukaryota, Metazoa, Arthropoda, Arachnida, Araneae, Araneidae. Gene Ontology annotation, cellular component: membrane.